This is a messenger RNA of Penicilliopsis zonata CBS 506.65, 613 nucleotides long. RefSeq lists its product as hypothetical. The coding region runs from base 96 to 452 and encodes 118 amino acids. The transcript has a single exon. NCBI's taxonomy places the organism in Eukaryota, Fungi, Ascomycota, Eurotiomycetes, Eurotiales, Aspergillaceae. The record is from RefSeq and is a predicted model, not a curated record.
UGGUGAUGUAUCUGUAUUACGGCAUAUUGCCAGAUAUUACCAGAUCUGCCGUUAAACUUCUGGUACCUUCUUGGCAUACCAGUCAUUCUUACCGUAUGGCUGUGACACAUCACGGGUUUCCUUCCACUUUCUCCCUCUCUCUCUUUCUUCCCUCCCUCUCAUUCUCCCUCUCGCCUUCACCAGUUCCCCCUCCCCCAGCGCCCAUUCCAUCGCUUCCAUCGCCAAUUCCGUCGUUUCCCAUCGCUCCGCGUCCUGUCUCGCCAUCCAUCGUUCUCCACGACGCCUUCUACGUGGGCCACACUCAUUGGCUGCCACUUCCGACCCCUUGCCGGGCCAGAACUGACCGCCACGAGAUCGCACCUUGGUGGAGCACACAGAAGGCAGACCAGAAGCAAGAGAAGCAGAUCAGGCAGAGUGGGAGAGACGAGCCCGUCAGACAAACGGCGAGAUAACACCCUGGGACUCUGGGUGACUGGAGACGACGCUGCCAGACCCGGAAACCCCCAAGCCAAACACUAUGCCGCUGCGUCGUCGGUCCGUGUAACGUGUCGUGCCACCAGAACCACAGCUCAAGCCUACGAACCCGCCAAAAAAAAAAAAAAAAAAAAGAAAA